Rasamsonia emersonii CBS 393.64 is the source of this 1185-nucleotide messenger RNA. RefSeq names its product Methyltransferase. The coding region runs from base 1 to 1185 and encodes 394 amino acids. NCBI's taxonomy places the organism in Eukaryota, Fungi, Ascomycota, Eurotiomycetes, Eurotiales, Trichocomaceae. Gene Ontology annotation, molecular function: methyltransferase activity. The record is from RefSeq and is a predicted model, not a curated record. The transcript has 9 exons.
AUGGCGAAAACUCCAGCGCAAAAAAAGGAGACUACUGGCCAAAGCAAGCCUGCCAGCCCAAGCAAGCCUACCGGCGAAAGCGGGCCUACUAUCCAAAGUGACCGGAAUGGUGAAGAUCCCAUCGAGGUGGACUCUCGGGUUAGUAAAAUGCAACCAACUCAGUGUGAUCUCUACAUUUCCAUAACGAUCGUGAUUUCUAACGGAUUUUGUGGACCUCAGGCUACUGACAAUGAUUCUGCUUACGGAGAGGAGCUCCAUACAGUACGACUGACAUUUUAUGUCAGUUCCACUUAUACUGCUUCCUUGACCUCUUCCGUGCAGGACUACCGUAUUGAGAAUGGCAGGCGCUACCACGCUUAUCGUGAUGGAAAGUACCUCUUACCAAAUGAUGAAGACGAGUCCGAUCGACUAGACAUGGCACAUGAACUGUGCCUGAAGGUGAUGCAAGGAAAGCUAUUUCUGGCACCUAUUGGGCCGUCACCAUCGCGGGUCAUUGACCUUGCGACUGGGACUGGAAUAUGGGCAAUUGAUUUCGCCGACAAGUAUCCUUCCGCAGAGGUCAUUGGCAAUGAUCUGAGUCCUACUCAGCCAACUAUGGUUCCGCCAAAUGUAAAAUUCCUCGUCGACGAUAUCGAAGAUGACUGGGGAUACGAGAAGACUCCAUUUGACUUUAUCCAUGCUCGGUACCUAUGCCACUCGAUCAAGGAUUUUAAGAAGUUGAUAAGACAGGCCUAUAACUGCACCAAGCCUGGAGGCUGGGUCGAGUUCCAGGACUGGGAUUGCCGGAUUCGGUCUGAGGAUGGAAGUCUUGAGGGCACAGCCCUUCAGAGGUAUUAUACAGAGGUAGUAAAUGCCUUUGAGAGGGCAGGAUACCCAGCAAGCCCCGGGCGAUAUCUGGAAGAGUGGUUCCGUGAAGCCGGGUUUGUGGAUAUCCAUGUUCGGAAAUACCCCGUGCCGAUGAGUGUCUGGCCCAAAGAUCCAUAUUACAAAGAAAUCGGCGCUUGGCUUCGCGUGAUCGUCUCGGAAGCUUUCGAGGGAGGCGCCAUGGCCGUGCUGACGAGAUACGAAAACUGGAAGCCGGAGGAAGUCACCGUUCUUGCUGCUGGGGCUAAAAAUGACCUCAAGAAUCGCGAUAUCCAUGCAAUAAUGGACUUCUGGGUGGUGUACGGUAGAAAGCCUGAGUGA